AUGAAGCUUCAAGAUACUUUGCUUCAGAAGGAAGAGGAACUUGCUAGGUUACAUGAAGAAAAUAAUAACCUCCGACAAUACCUGAAUUCUGCACUGAUUAAGUGUUUAGAAGAAAAAGCCAAGAAACUACUAUCCUGCCACAGCCAAAAAACCUGUGCUAUUCUCAAAAGCACCAAGAGGAGAUUAAAAGAGGACCACUGCUUUGUUCCUCAAGAAAGUCUUCAUGCUUCCAAAGCUAGAAGGAACCUCUUUAAUGAAUUCACUGCCUGUGAAGAGCAAGCCAGCCCUGGUGUGGACAGCUGGGUCUUGCAGACUUUAGGAUUAAAAGAUGUCAACACCAUUGAUGAAACUUCAGCUAACUACAGUGCCCUGUCCUCAGACCUUGGAAAAGACACAUACUGCCUGAGCCCUGGUGAAGCAAUAGACUACGACCACAGUGAAGGAGCGGUGGCAGCGCAUAGCUGCAGCCACAUGCCUCCAGCUAACAGCAGUACCCAUCCAUGCAGUGAGAACUCUCCCUUCCUUCCUCCGUUUUCUUCAGCACCAUGCACCUCCUCAUCAGUGCCAAGUGUUUCCUCCCUCCCAGCCUAUGGGUUGCCUUAUUUGACUGCUGAUUUGUCACCCAACAAAACAGAAGUGGCCUUCACAACAUCUCUAAGUCCCCACCGCAAUGUGAGAACGCACACCUUCCACCAAGGACAGGCCUUCGUGCGCAGGGAUGAUGAUGGAGGAUGGAGAUUCACCUGGGUGCCCAAGCAGGCUGAAUAA
Molecule: messenger RNA, 768 nt
Organism: Opisthocomus hoazin
Lineage: Eukaryota; Metazoa; Chordata; Aves; Opisthocomiformes; Opisthocomidae
Source: RefSeq, a predicted model, not a curated record